This is a messenger RNA of Ylistrum balloti, 516 nucleotides long. Its product is annotated as peptide deformylase-like. Gene Ontology annotation, biological process: peptidyl-methionine modification. Gene Ontology annotation, cellular component: mitochondrion. The transcript has a single exon. The record is from RefSeq and is a predicted model, not a curated record. NCBI's taxonomy places the organism in Eukaryota, Metazoa, Mollusca, Bivalvia, Pectinida, Pectinidae. The coding region runs from base 1 to 516 and encodes 171 amino acids. Gene Ontology annotation, molecular function: peptide deformylase activity.
AUGGGAUAUAAUUUAGUGUACCACCCUCACGAAACUUUGAGAAAGAAGUCUCAGAAGGUGCAGCGUUUUAACAAAGAACUACAUACCUUACUCGCAGGUAUGAAGUGCGUGCUUGAAGAAAAAAAAGGCUGUGGAUUAGCGGCUACACAACUAGACUGCAUGCAGAGGUGUUUUCUAGUGAAAUUCGAAGAGACUCUGCAUACAUUUAUUAAUCCAGAAAUUACAUAUCUAAGCAAAAGCACAAUAUACUACGAAGAGGGUUGCCUAAGUAUCCCCGGUGUCUAUGCCCAUGUAGAACGCCCAAAGGUAGUACAUGUUCGUGCUCAGAAGGAAGACGGUGAGUACUUUGAAAUAGAAACAGAUACAUUCUUGGGGAGAAUUAUCCUCCAUGAAUUUGAUCAUAUGGAGGGGGUUUUGUUUAUCGAUCAUCUCCCUAAAGGCAUGAGAAGGAAGCUGUUACUAGAAUAUGAAGCAUUACAAAGGGAAUGGGGAGUAGAGAGAAUACAAAAACAAUGA